This is a messenger RNA of Cryptosporidium muris RN66, 627 nucleotides long. Its product is annotated as proteasome A-type and B-type, ATP-dependent protease, putative. Gene Ontology annotation, molecular function: threonine-type endopeptidase activity. The transcript is spliced from 3 exons. The record is from RefSeq and is a predicted model, not a curated record. Bases 1 to 627 code for a protein of 208 amino acids. Gene Ontology annotation, cellular component: proteasome core complex; HslUV protease complex. NCBI's taxonomy places the organism in Eukaryota, Apicomplexa, Conoidasida, Eucoccidiorida, Cryptosporidiidae.
AUGCAAAUUUUUUUUAAAUAUUUUUUAAAAUAUAACUUAGUUUGUGGUUUUUCAAAAAAGUGUAGACUAUAUCAUCAAAGUCCCUUUGAAAGGCAAGCAUGGCAUAGUACAACUAUCUUGAGUGUUCGAACAAAGAAUUCAUUGGUUAUGAUUGGAGAUGGCCAAGUAUCUCAAGGUAACUUAGUUGUAAAACCGAAUGCUCGGAAAAUUAGAAAAAUUGGCAAUAUUGUUCUUGGUUUUUCGGGAGCAACUGCUGACUGUUUUACACUAGUAGAGAGACUAGAAAGUAAACUAGACAAUUAUUCUGGACAAUUAACCAGAGCCUGUGUUGAAUUAGCGAGAUCUUGGAGGACUGAAAAAUAUUUACGUCAUCUUCAAGCUGUAAUAAUUGCAGCAGAUAAAAAUGUUACAUUACAGCUAACAGGUAAUGGAGAUGUACUUGAAAGCUAUGAUAAUAUAAUGGCUAUUGGGUCUGGAGGUCCAUAUGCAGCUGCUGCUGCUAGAGCUUUAGUAUAUUCAAAUCUUGAAUUAGAUGCAUUGUAUGUUGCAACCAGUGCUAUGAAAAUUGCAGCAGAUAUGUGUGUUAUGACGAAUCAUAAUUUUGUAAUUGAGGAGAUUUCUAGAUAA